Molecule: messenger RNA, 330 nt
Organism: Trichoderma asperellum CBS 433.97
Lineage: Eukaryota; Fungi; Ascomycota; Sordariomycetes; Hypocreales; Hypocreaceae
Source: RefSeq, a predicted model, not a curated record
AUGCCUUCCGUCAAGAACCCCAAUCGCCCCUCAAAGAACAGGCUCGCCGCCCGUGCUGCCAAAGCCAAGAAAGCGAACCAGAAGCGCGCCGACCCAGCCAACCGAAGCAAGAUCACCAAGGCGGACAAGACGAGAGGCGCAAGACCUGGUCUGCUGCCGACAAGCGGACCGAGGGCUCAAGUUAGCGCCAAGAAGGCGAGGAAGCUGGAGAAGAAGAUGGGUUAUGCGCUCAAGAGACAGAUGGAGGCCGAGGGAGAGGCAGAGAUGAAAGAUGCUCCGGUUGUUGAGGAAAAGGCGGCGCAAGAGGGCGAGGAUGUUGAGAUUCAGUGA